AUGAUUGAUAUAACACUAAGCUUGUCAUUCUAUUAUAAAACCGUCAAUGAACUCAUCGCUCGCGUGUAUUUCCAGGAAAUCAGAUCCUCUUUCUACCCAUCCACAUUUUUAAAAUUCAUUGUUGUUGAAAGAUCACUCACCAACAAACAAACAACGAUCAUGGAAUAUUACUACAAUAAUAUAACUAAAAAAAGAAAAGAAGUUGAACAACAAGAAAAUCAACAGCAAUCUUUAAAUAAUAAUAAUAUAAAUAUAGAUAAUAAUAAUAAUAAUAAUAAUAAUAAUAAUGUUAUACCUGAUGAUUUUGAAUUUGAUUUUUUAGAUAAUGAUGAAAUAAAUAAUAAUAACAUAAAUAAUAAUAAUAAUAAUAUAGAUAAUAUAGAUAAUAAUAAUAGUCCAAAAAAAUUAAAACCAUCAUUACCAAUAUUAGUAUCACCUGGAAAAGAUCAAUCAACGAUUAUAUCAAAUGAAAAAGAACAUGAAUUGUUUUUGAUACCAACUCUAUUACCUGAAUUGGUAACCAAAGAUAUUGGAUCAAAUUCGAUUAUACAUUGGUGUAGGAAUUUUUUAAAACGUGAUCAAGCUGGCAUAUUAUUUAGACAUUUGAUGAAUGUAUGCAAGUUUGAACAAGCCGAAAUGAUGAUGCGUCAAAAACCAGUUAAACUACCACGUUUGUUGGCUUGGAUGGCAGAUAAAGAGGUGACUGAAAAAGGAUAUCUUUCAAGUCACCACAUGACAGAAUGGACACCUCCAAUGCUAAAACUUCGAGAGUGUUUGGAGACAUUGUUGGAUACGAAAUUUGAUUAUGUCCUUGUCAACUAUUACAAGGAUGGACAUGACCAUAUUGGAUAUCACAGUGACAAAGAAGCUAGAGAUCCAGAAACAAUGACAAUCGCAUCACUUUCACUUGGAACCACUAGAAGAUUCUUACUUCGUAAUAUUAAAACCAACGAAACUAUAGAGUAUUCUUUAGAACCUGGCUCAUUAAUCGUAAUGGACCAACAGACACAAGUACAUUGGAAACAUUGUAUUCCAAAAGAAUUAAAGGUUAUCACCUCUAGAAUUAAUCUAACCUUUAGAAGAAAAGGUUCAAGAGAUAAACCACCUCUUGGUUCUUAUAUUUAA
Messenger RNA from Cavenderia fasciculata, 1125 nucleotides. Its product is annotated as alkylated DNA repair protein. The coding region runs from base 1 to 1125 and encodes 374 amino acids. Gene Ontology annotation, cellular component: nucleus. The record is from RefSeq and is a predicted model, not a curated record. Gene Ontology annotation, molecular function: dioxygenase activity. Lineage: Eukaryota; Evosea; Eumycetozoa; Acytosteliales; Cavenderiaceae. Gene Ontology annotation, biological process: DNA alkylation repair; DNA repair. The transcript has a single exon.